This is a messenger RNA of Mercenaria mercenaria, 1923 nucleotides long. RefSeq names its product interferon-induced protein 44-like. The transcript has 7 exons. Bases 327 to 1295 code for a protein of 322 amino acids. NCBI's taxonomy places the organism in Eukaryota, Metazoa, Mollusca, Bivalvia, Venerida, Veneridae. The record is from RefSeq and is a predicted model, not a curated record.
GUGGUCACGCAUGUGAUCUGUAAGAAUAUCUAGAUAUACCAUUCGCAUUGUACAGGAAACUUAAGUGACUCUUCCUGUUGGACUUUAUUAAAUUGAUAAAGAAUUUUCGAUUUUCAGACAGCAGCAUUGAGAUUAUAAUUAUAGAUUACAAACGUUUUUUAACCUACCGUAACAGCAGCUGCAUUAACAUAACAGUCUGUUACAUCAGCUAUUGUUCCAACAGAGCCUAGCAAUACACCAUCUGUGUCAAAAGUUGCAUCAACGCAGCCGAGCGCCAAACCAAGAAAAACAAAUCUACGCAUUUGCUGUACCUAACAGAAGACAGAAUGAGUCAAAUGUAUUUGGAUGGCUUGAGUGAAUUGAAAGAGACUCCAUGGAGAAACACAUGCGACUGGAACAACUUGUCCGAGACCUUGCCUCAGCUUAAAGAUGAACUUGAGAAUUAUGAGCCAUUGGGAGAUCUGCUAAUAGGCAAAAACGUACACUUUCCUAAAGUCAAUAUUCUGCUGUUUGGUGGGAUAGGUGCCGGAAAAUCAAGCGUUUUCAACACCAUCAAUUCUGUAUUCCGAGAAAAGAUUUUUAAUGUAGCAAGAAGUGGUUGUACUGAGCACAGUCUCACAACAAAGUUUACGAAAUAUCCAGUGAUGUCUGGAAGCAGCACAGAACCUAUGCCGCUGAAGUUCCGAAUAUGUGAUAUCAGAGGUUUGGAACCAGAACAUCUGAUGACAAAGGAAAAUAUGCGCUACGUUCUAGAAGGCAGUAUUGAAGACAGAUUUCCAUUUGAUCCAAGUGGAAGUAUCUCGGCUGACAUGCCUGGAUUUAAAAAACACCCAGACCUUGACGAGAAGAUUCACUGCGUUGCUCUUGUUCAAGAUGCAUCUAUGGUUGAUACCCUGCAAGACCUGAGUCUAAAAGUCACUACGAAUAUUAAGGAAAUGCAGACGGUUAUGAACAGUUUGGAUAUACCCCAAGUAGUUAUAAUGAGUAAGAUUGACAGCAUCUGUGAGGAGACGAAACAGGACGCAGCAAACGCCUUCAGGAGUCCAAAAGUGGAGAAAUGCGUGGCUAAGGUGUCGGAGGUUCUUGGACUCCCAAGAAACAUGGUGUUUCCAAUGAAGAACUAUGAAAAUGAAUACCAACUUGACCCUAGCGUCGACACCAUGGCUCUUCUUACUCUUAAAGGCAUACUGAACAACUGUGACGCCCACCUCUUCAACCACUAUGAUGAGAUUGUAAAAAAGUACACAGUGACCCAGAUGUCACUACGUGAAAAUUGGAAUUUACUUCUAAAUUAAAUUUUCUUACAGUUCAUGUGUAAAAUGUUAUUCCAAUUUACUAAAAUUAAACUUUAAGUUACCCUUUUUUAAGUACAUUUCAAAUGCAGGUAAAUUUCUUACAACGUAAAUUCUAGUAAAGUUUAUAUUAAAGUUAAAUGAAUUAGUUUCUUCUAUUUGUUUACAUAGGCUACAGUUUCAUCUGUUGCGUUUAUAAACUCCGUUGUUUCUCUGUAUAUUGAUUUCAGAAAGUUUUGCUCUAUUUCAUAUUUUCGUCAAGUUUGGUGGUUGUCUUUUGCUCCUAAUGCUAGUAUUGCUUCUAAAUAAUUCGUUCAUAGUUGAAUCACUCUCUAAAUUUGAUAAUUAUGUUAUUUGUAAGAACGUUACACAUAUCUUUAUUAUUUGGGUUAAACAUAGAUACAUAGGGUGUAAUUUCAUUGGAAUCUGUUUCAACUGGUAUGAGAAUAGUCUCUCUUGUUAAACUGUUAGCUAAUUCGAUUCCCUUUUUUUUAUUGUUGUUCUUUGGGAAGUUUCGCUUCAUUAAUGAAACAUUUAGAAACAUUUAGUUCUUCAAGUCUUUGAGCUUUAAGGUUGGUGCUAAUUAGUGUGGGUACUGUUAUAUUAUUCCUAAGAGCCUGAAGAAAUCACU